Molecule: messenger RNA, 519 nt
Organism: Pocillopora verrucosa
Lineage: Eukaryota; Metazoa; Cnidaria; Anthozoa; Scleractinia; Pocilloporidae
Product: cytochrome c oxidase subunit NDUFA4-like
Source: RefSeq, a predicted model, not a curated record
AUAUUUUGCUUAGCCACCAAGCCUUUAAGGGUCCGGUUUCGUGCGAACGCCAUCUUGGAAGAGCCUAAGCGAAUCUAGCUUUAACAUCGUUUUUCUACUGUUUCGACCAAGUAACGGCUAAAAUGGUUUUUACUUAUCUGAGAAAACACCCCGAGUUGGUUCCACUCUUUGUUGUGGUUGGUGCUGGUUGUGUUGGAGCUGGUUAUUACUUAAUGCGACUGGCUCUUAAAAACCCAGAUGCAACCUGGGACAGGAAGAACAAUCCAUAUCCAUGGCAAAAGAUAAAGCAUGACCAAUGCUUGAAGUUUUACACCCAUACUGACUACAGCAAGCUGGAAAAUAAGAGACCAAACAUUGAUUGAAGGAUGAGUGGUGUCAAUUGACUGACAAAACCAGUGCCACUGCUGAUGAUUUGCAGCUUGCCUAUCUUACUCGUAAAUGCGGAUACUUGAUAAACAUUACUAUAUUGUUUGUGUUGUUGCAUGGUUAUUCUUUCAAUAAAAUGGCUUCUUUCUUUAA